AUGGCCACCGAGCAAACCAUUUCCGAGCGCUCUGCCGAUGAAAACAUAUCCCCUCAAGAUGCUCAAGGCGCCCAAGUCCCUCUGACAAACUUCACCAUCCCAACGUUCCCUCCCGAAGCCCAUGGUCUUCGUGCCUUGACAUUGACCAGUGACAUCAAGGUUGAUGAGUACCAGGCCGAGCUUUCAAAACCCUUCUCCAUCCCUCCGCUGCCUGCAUCUAUCGAGUCCCUCACUCUUGAACUGUUCUCCCUGGGAUAUCCCGCAGGUUUCCUGACUGCCCUCGCCGAGAGGCUCCCAAACUUGAAGAGCGUGGUCAUAUACUCGCAACUGUUCGCUGGCAUCACACAGGAGUCUCAAAAGGAUGCUGUGGCUUUCUUCAAGGCAUUGCCGGGUCUCAGAGCUUUGCACUUGCUGGACUGCUUCGCCAAGGCCCAUUUCUUCGAGGAUGCUAGCAAGUGGCUGAGGUACAAUACGUCAGAUGUGUCUGGAGAAGCUCGGCGGGGUCUGAUGUUCUUGGAGGUCAACUACACAUUCAGGCAUGAGGAUGAAGAGUUCAUGGGCAAGAUUCAGGCACCCGAGCUUCCAUCACUGGUUGGACCCGGGUUGAUCAGCUGCUCGUUCAACCUCGCCGAGCCCGAGAACGCCGAAGACGAUGAGGACGACCCGUCAAACUUGCUUGGUGCGGGCGAUAAAGAGGGAGUUAUGGCCUUCAACAAAUCGCUGGCCGACCCACUUAUCGCCGCUCUGACCGAUCCGGAGACAAGUCCCAAAGGACUACGUGCGUUAAACACCACGCUGUACACUCUGACACCAGAGCAGCUAGGCAGCAUACUGGCCGUGCAGAAGAACGUCAUGGUCUUGCAAGCUACUGUAGAAGUCGAACCUGGGGAGGAAUGCAAGAAGGCACUUCUAAAGGGGAUGGAAGAGUGCAGGGACUUGGAACAGGUUGAGAUUGUUGCGAAUCCCAGUUUGCAAUUCUCCAUUGAGGUCCAAAGUCCACGCCACGCCACGCUCGAGACGACAUUUCCUGCCUCGGCCGAUCUGGACGCUCUAUCGAAGAGAUGCGAGAAGCUGUCGAGCUUUAAAGCCAACGUCUUGCGCACGAAGACGCUCGGCACGGUCGAUUGGGAGAAGAAGGACGGACAAUGGGUAGGCGGCGUGAAGGAAGGGACUGGCUGGAAGAAGGUUGAGCAAUUAGAGUGGCGAUAA
Messenger RNA from Zymoseptoria tritici IPO323, 1209 nucleotides. RefSeq lists its product as uncharacterized. The coding region runs from base 1 to 1209 and encodes 402 amino acids. Lineage: Eukaryota; Fungi; Ascomycota; Dothideomycetes; Mycosphaerellales; Mycosphaerellaceae. The transcript has 7 exons. The record is from RefSeq and is a predicted model, not a curated record.